Messenger RNA from Capsicum annuum, 745 nucleotides. RefSeq lists its product as uncharacterized. The record is from RefSeq and is a predicted model, not a curated record. Lineage: Eukaryota; Viridiplantae; Streptophyta; Magnoliopsida; Solanales; Solanaceae. The coding region runs from base 1 to 465 and encodes 154 amino acids. The transcript has a single exon.
AUGGCUGACUCAAAUUUUGUUGAUAGGGAGAAGCAAAAGCAAGCAGACAGUGAUAUCAAGGACAUGAUCUCUUCUCUGACGAAACGCCUAGCAGACCUCCAACGUGUGCACAAGGCAGCAGCAGGAGACUCGGGCCAGAAUCUUCAGGGUGAUGAUGAAGAUGAUCAUGGCACCAGAAUCAUCACUCUAGCUGGAACCAAUGUGGGGGCCAGCAUGCGUGGUGAGAUGGACGAGAAAGCUGGGAUCGAGGGUCUUUCACCAGGGGAACAUGAGGCCUUAAAUACAUAUGUAAACAGCAAUUUCCAGUCCAUCAACAAUUCCAUCAUGUUGGGUGGUAGCUAUUGUACUAAUGACCCUGGUGUUCAUUUGGACAUCUCUGAUUAUGUGGAUGAAGAAGUCCCAACACCAAAAGGACAUGGAAACAAGAGAGGCAAGAAAAGUAACCACCAGUAUGAACAGUCAUAAUAGGCUUAUACCAUAAUCAAGAGAAGUUCAAUGAUCAAGAAGCUGCUAAAAAUUCUCUAUAUGAAUAAAUAUCAGACCUUAGUUGAGUUCUUUGUGUUUCUGUUCUCUUCCAAUGUGCCUUGUCUCUUGGCAUGGGAUUUCUGUCAAGAGCAGUGAUUACGAUUAUUCGGCUAAAGACCUAGUAUUCAAGCUUAUUAUGAGGAUCAAUAUGCUUAUCAUGAUAUAUCAGAAAGAAAUGUUACAUGUGUAUUAUUUUUAAUAAUCAUAACAUCUUAUCAGA